UCCACAAAAAUGGGUGCAAUCGGACGUUCUCUGUACGUUUUAUACUCGUUCUUUCUGGUCUACUUUAUCGCGGUCGCUUAUGCAUUCAAUAUUAUCCUGAUGUUCAGAAACAAUGAACUUGCGGGGUACAUUUCUAACAUCACUCAACUAUCCAUGAUUGUGCCUUUUCUGUGGGUUGUUAUAAAUAAAGAAUGCCUAAAAGUGCAACAAUCGAUCGAAAACUUCUACUGGCAUCGGAUCUUUAUUGCAGGUGCAGUGGUCUGCUUGAAUAUAUUACUUCCGAUUGCUAUGAUUCUCAUGUUUUUCGGAGGAUGGAUAAAUAUGCUUGCUUCCAUCCUCAUCCAUUCUCUACUAAUAUUACAGUUAAUAUGUUUCGCAAAUGUUCUUCUAGAAUCUGAAUCACCUAUCAAGUACACUUUCCCAAAAACCACAAAACUAACCAACCUUCAAAAGGUUUCCAUCUUCAUAUUCUUCACCAUUAUGGAAGUAUACUAUAUCUACUUGUGCACCUGGACUAAUUCUUCUUCAAACAAUUAUAACAUUAUUCAUUUCUUGCCAGGAACUAUAUACCUAUGCCCAAUAAUCAAUAUAAUGUCUAUACCAGCAGUCGUAGUUGCUUGUUAUGCACAUAACUCGGAUAAAGUUCAUUUAUCUCGUUUGAGACCUGAUGGUGGAUUAGAACACAUUGAGAUAAGAACAUGGGACCCUGCAACUGGAAUAUGGGGAGUCGACGAGAAGCCCGAAGAGCAUGAGAUUUUAGAAAUUUGAUUUUUAAACGACAUUAAUAA
This is a messenger RNA of Caenorhabditis elegans, 788 nucleotides long. RefSeq lists its product as uncharacterized. Lineage: Eukaryota; Metazoa; Nematoda; Chromadorea; Rhabditida; Rhabditidae. Bases 10 to 768 code for a protein of 252 amino acids. The record is from RefSeq and is marked reviewed. The transcript has 2 exons.